UAACACUGAUUCACAACAAAAUUUAAAAAAUAACAGGUUGACAUCAAAUAAUUAAAAAUUAAUAAAGAAAUUCGAAUUUUUAAACAUAAUCAGAAUCAAUUACAAUUGAUUAUUAGCCAAAACGAAUACAGAUAAUCCGUUGCAGUUAGAAAAAUGGAGUUUGAUGUCUAUUAAAUGUAAAUGCCUAUAUAGAUACUGAUGAAGUAGGCACCCACAAGAAAUAAGAAUAUUAUAAUUUGUGAUUUUAUAAAAUAGAAUGAUACCGACAUGGAUGAAAUAUUUUAUGAUGCUGAAACUGAACUUGUGAUUUUUGAUAAGGAUAAAACAAUAGAAGAACUAUAUAGAGUCGAAGUAGAAAAAGAACAAAAAUACAGAGAACUACAAUUGUGUCGUUUUGAAGAGCAAUUAAUGAUGAAAUUAGCACCAAAAUUCGAAGUAAAUGAAAGUAUGCAGCGUGAACUACAGUAUACAGUUGAAAACCUGCAAACGACAGUGGAAGAUUUGAAAUUAAAAAUCGAAAAUGUAAAUAAUAGCAACGAAGAAAAUGUACACCAAAAAAUUAAAACAUUAAUAGAACUAUAUAGAGCUGAAGAAGAGGAAAACUCAUCUAGAAAACUACAAGUAUCAAAUAAUCAAACAUAUAAUUUACAUAGUUUAUUGUUGGAGGCUAUUGAAAAAUUACAAAAAACAGUAGAGAAUCAAACAUUAAUAGUCGAAAAAAAAAAAAAUUGUGAUGAUGUUCAACAUUUAAAAUUAGAAAUGACCAACAUAAAAAAUAGUUUGAACAUGUUGAACACUAAUUUCAACGAUCUGAAAACAAAAAUGAUGUUUAUAGAAAGAACCGUCGAAACAUCCAAUAGUAAGUUUGGUAAACUGAAAAAUCGGAUUGGAAUUAUCGAAAAAGAAGUGACAAAAAAUACUACCCAUUUAAUUGAAAUGAAUUACGCCUACCAGAGAUUGUCGUCUACAAGAAUGAACUUUGGUACGGGAGGUAUUGUUUCAAGCCCGCUGAACAAAUCAACAUCGUCCUCGGCAUCUACGAAUCUACUUUCUCCGCCACUACCAACUCCACCGCCACCUCCACCAUCAAAUUCAUCACCACCGCCACCACCCCCUCCGCCAUCAACUUCAUCACCAACUCCACCACCACCUCCGCCAUCAACUUCAUCACCACCUCCGCCACCACCUCCACCACCUUUGAUGAAAAAGACUAAUAUACCAACAUCUAAUAGAGAGGUCCAGGACACAUCUAAGGCGGCAGUGAAGACAGAGAAAAUAUAUUGCAGAAUACCGAUUACUGAAGAAGUACUUAGGUCAGUAGUGUUAAAGCCACCCGGUCAGCGGACUGCCGGUAAACAAUUUUCAACAAAGUGAUUAUAAACGACGACAAAAUUACGCUGUCAUCGUUUUGGUAUUGUUUCAAGCCCGCUUAGAAUCACUUUGUUGAAAAUAAUUAAAAAAAAAUCUUUUUGAUUAUUUUUUCUAACUUGUGUAGAAGUUUAUUCAUGGAUUAAAAAAA
This is a messenger RNA of Aphis gossypii (cotton aphid), 1519 nucleotides long. Its product is annotated as formin-B-like. The record is from RefSeq and is a predicted model, not a curated record. The transcript has 10 exons. Gene Ontology annotation, biological process: actin filament polymerization. The coding region runs from base 268 to 1374 and encodes 368 amino acids. Gene Ontology annotation, molecular function: microtubule binding; actin binding. NCBI's taxonomy places the organism in Eukaryota, Metazoa, Arthropoda, Insecta, Hemiptera, Aphididae. Gene Ontology annotation, cellular component: cytoplasm; actin filament.